ACUCUCUUCCUGGCCAGUUCUGGAAUUCAGACUGUGAGAAUAAAGAGAUGACCGAUAUCUCGAAGCAGAAUGCAAAGACUUUGGAGGCCUGGUCUUUUUUAAUCCAGGAUGGUUAUCAAGAGAUACUGAGCUGGUACUGCAGUGUACACGAGUGCUGUGAAUCAGGUGAUUGCCGGCUAAUUAACAACAUCACAGGACUUGACCACGAUCUGAACAAAAAGUUACAUGGACAGCAUCUCGCCAAGGAAGUUGUGGUAAAGGCAGUGAAAGGUUUCUUAGCAACCAAAAACCCAGAGAAAGCACUGGCACUUUCCUUCCAUGGUUGGUCUGGUACUGGCAAGAACUUUGUGGCCAAAAUGAUAGCUGACAAUCUGUACCGGGAUGGACUGAGAAGCCAAUGUGUGCAUUUCUACAUCGCUCCUUUCCACUUCCCACAUGUCAACAUGGUAGACAUCUACAAGACUCAACUCCGGCAAUUUAUCCAGGCAGCUGUACAACAAUGCAAACAAUCCUUGUUUAUAUUUGAUGAGGCAGAAAAGUUGCAUCCAGGCCUCAUUGAUGCUAUCAAGCCUUACAUUGAUCAUUACGACCACGUGGAUGGGGUGGAUUUCAGAAAGUCCAUGUUUAUUUUUUUAAGCAAUAUAGGGGGAAACUCCAUAAAUAGGGUGACACUGGGAUUUUGGCGUGCUGGACAAAACAGAGAGGAUAUCACGAUGGAAGAUUUGGAGCACCAGAUCCAAAGAGAAACUGCAAUCUCAAAAGGUGGAUUUGCACACAGUGGCCUCGUGACUGAGAACCUAAUUGACUUUUUCAUCCCUUUCUUACCGCUGGAGUACAAGCACGUUAAGUUGUGUGUGCGUGAUGCUCUUCAGUCCAGAGGAAUCAAGUAUGAUUUAGACAUCCUGGAUGAAGUAGCUAAGGGAAUGGUAUAUGUUCCAAAGGAGGAAAAGCUUUUCUCUGCUCAGGGCUGCAAAUCAGUUGCACAACGGGUCAACGUUUUUCUGCCGUGAAACUUGAACUCCUUAACGUA
This is a messenger RNA of Hemiscyllium ocellatum (epaulette shark), 1030 nucleotides long. It is a transcript of the gene tor3a, whose product is annotated as torsin family 3, member A. Gene Ontology annotation, molecular function: ATP binding; ATP hydrolysis activity. Gene Ontology annotation, cellular component: endoplasmic reticulum; endoplasmic reticulum lumen; nuclear envelope. The record is from RefSeq and is a predicted model, not a curated record. Lineage: Eukaryota; Metazoa; Chordata; Chondrichthyes; Orectolobiformes; Hemiscylliidae. The transcript is spliced from 6 exons. Bases 48 to 1010 code for a protein of 320 amino acids.